AUGGACAACAUCGACGAGGAAUAUGACCGGCUCGUUGAACACCUUCGCGACUGCGCGAAGAAGACUGAGAGUUCUAAAACCACCAAGAGACGCCUGUCUCUUGAAACUCUUGAGCUGGUAUGCCGGCGUGGAGCAGCACGAGCCGCAGGCAACCAAGAGCUCACGUCCGUGCUCGCAAGGCUUUGCAGAGAGGCGAUAAAGGAAGACGUUAAAGAGAAAAGAGCAGAAGUACUGGCUGAAGCUGCAGAGGCGGGGAAAAGCAUCCGCUAUGCCAGUCGAGACUUCGCCAGUCCCAAGACGAGGAUGACUGCUCUCCGGAACCCAAAGGGAACCAGAGGUUCUCCCGUCCGAAAAACGACAUGCUAUCAUGUCGUACUCAUCAAUACCCUGGCGAGGCUCUUUACACGUUACCUGUCGGAAUGCAAGGUUCUUAAACAGUGGAAGACCAGCAAGACCAUGUUGCUGUAUAAAAAGGGAGAUCCACAUGACAUCGGCAACUAUCGCCCAAUCUGCUUACUGUCCGUCAUCUUCAAGCUCUUUACAAGAGUGAUCCUUAAUAGGAUUGAAAAAAUCUUGGAUGAAAGACAGCCAUGCGAGCAAGCAGGGUUUCGAAAAGGAUUCAGCACGAUUGACCACAUUCACACUGUUUCGAAACUCAUCAAGGUAUCACGAGAGUACAAGAUGCCGCUCUGUCUCACCUUCAUCAAUUUAAAGAAGGCCUUCGACUCAGUUGAGACGGAAGCGGUCGUGGAAGCCUUGGACAACCAAGGCGUCCCUACUCAGUACAUAAAGGUAUUUCGAGAGUUGUACAGUAACAUCACGACCAGGAUUGCGCCAUUAUACAACAAUAUCAUCAUUGACGUGAAGAGGGAGGUCCGACACGGUGACACAAUCUCACCCAAAAUAUUCACAGCCACCCUCGAGAACGCAAUGCGAAAGUUGGAAUGGGACGACAUGGGAGUGAAGGUCGACGGUUGGCAGCUACACCAUUUGCGCUUUGCUGAUGACAUCGUACUGAUAACACCUAGCAUCAGCCAAGCAAAACGAAUGCUGACCGAAUUCGACGAAACAUGUGGAUGCAUCGGUCUUCAGCUGAAUCUAGACAAGACGAUGUUCAUGCGGAACGGAUGGGUCUCGGAUGCCCCAUUUACGCUCAACGGAACGAACAUAUCCGAAAGCACCAGCUACGUUUAUCUGGGUCGGGAACAGAACAUGAUGAACGACCUGACCUUCGAGCUGGGCAGGAGGAGACGAGCGGCUUGGGGAGCGUAUAAGAGCAUCGAGAAUGUAGUGAAGAAGACCAGGAACACCCGGCUCCGUGCUCACCUCUUCAACACCACCGUACUUCCUGCUUUGACCUAUGCUUCGGAAACCUGGGCAUUUCGCAAGCAGGAAGAAAACGCGCGCACUACAGGAAGACUGCCGACCCGAUGGUCAGAUUUCUUCACGAAGUCCUUCAAAGAAAAGUAUGGUGCUCUUCGUGUCCCACGCGAAAAGAGGAACCACUGGGCUACUCUGGCACGCGACCGGGACAAAUGGAAGAAUUACUGGCGCCCGCUCGACCAUUUCGAAGAUCAACGGGAGCCAAGGGAUUCUGACAUCGACGCUUUGCUUUCCACUUUCAACAAAGUUCUUGAUCUCAAUCCAAGAUAUGAUGCGCAUAUUGCUGAUGCGUUUGAUUUUAUACUGCAAGCCAAUAGUCAAAGGAGAGUUCAUUCCGUUAUUCUAGUUGGUAUAAGCGAAAAAUUUGUUCAAGAAACAUUUCCAACGGCUCAAAAGUUGAUGAAUCAAGGAUUCGAAAUCUUCUCCAUAUCCAUCGGUUCCGCUAAUUUCUCGUCCUUGUCAACAAACGCAUCUUAUGCCUUCAACAUAUCAACUGCUCACGAGGCUAGUGAAUCCAUAACUGUGGCCAGCAACGUUGGAAACAUGUUGUUUUCGGAGUCUUCAAUUUGCUUUCAUGGAACAGCAGCUCAAACAACAACCACGAAAACAGUGAUGCAAACAUCAACAUUUCCGGCAGUGGCCACCUCAACAUCGACAUACUGCGAACAUCCAAUGAUAAAUCAAGACAUCGCUUUCGUUGUGGAGUUUUCUACCUCUUCCGGCGAUUUGAACGCUUCUCACGCGGCAUCAAACUUCAUAACACAAUACUUUAUAACAAGUUCGGAGUUCGACGACACAUAUUCCAAUUACGCAAUUGUUCCCUUCCCGAACGCCUCGACUUACAGCAGUCUCAGUGGAGGAGCGCAAGACUUUGGCACACUGCGAACUACGGACUUCUCAGCUACUUUUCAAAUGUUGUUCAGGCUCUUCGCCAAUGAAGACGUAUCUGACAUCAAAAGUGGGUUGUCGUACACCUCCGACCACGAGUUCCGAUUGCUUCAUGACGAAAAUCCUCGCACAAUUUUACUCUUUGCUAACAGCAAGCGCCCGUUUGCUCGAAUGCAGUAUCUCAAGGAAGAAUCAAGUAAUCUGCCAAGGCAGCAAGGCUUCGUCUUUGCAAACCCUUCAUCCUUUUCAGCGUUGGAACGAAAUCCUGAAAUCUUCAUAGGAAUGCAAGGUGGUAGUCUUGAGGGCGUUCAGUCUGCAGUGGACAUGGCAACAGAACUCAAAUCGAAGAACGUGACCAUUCUAACCAUAGCAAUGAGUGACGGAGACCUUGUAGAUCUCCUCCCUAUUUCAAGUUCAUCGGAAUAUAGUUGGAACUUGUCAGUGAAAAACACGUCGACGUACCAGCUGAUUGCGACCAAAAUUAUUUCACAACUACAGCGACUCGGCAGUGUAUGCAUCCAGUAG
Molecule: messenger RNA, 2796 nt
Organism: Necator americanus (New World hookworm)
Lineage: Eukaryota; Metazoa; Nematoda; Chromadorea; Rhabditida; Ancylostomatidae
Exons: 14
Coding region: 1-2796 (931 amino acids)
Source: RefSeq, a predicted model, not a curated record